AUGAAAAACUCGGCAAGGGGCCCAUACAGAGAACACACUGUUCCCCCUGCUCGGAGUCUGGAGCUGAGAACAGUCAGUAGGGUUCUGCAUGAAGACCUCAGGCAGCACACUGGCUCAUUUGAAGACAGUAUUUUUAUUAUUUACAAAAAAAAAAAAAAAAAAAAAAGUAAUAUUAAUAAGCUCUUUCCUUUCACACUGCAGAUUGUUGUAGUCAAAGCAUCUGGGCAGGUGUUUGUGAAUUAUAUUGAGUCCCAGCAGCCCCUCUUCACAGCCGACUUCUCCCUGUACAAGAUGUCCAACAUGUACAUGAUUCUCGAGAUCAGAAUGGGCCUGCAGCUGGUCAUACAGCUGCAGCCGGUAUUGCAGGUCUUUGCCAUAGCAGAUGCCAAGCUGAAAGAAAAGAUGUUAGGUUUAUGUGGGAACUUUAAUGACAAGGAGCUGGAUGACUAUAAGGUGAUGAGUGGAUUGGUGGAAUCCACAAGCACAGCGUUUGCCAAUGCGUGGAAAACCCAAGCCAACUGUCCGGAUAUCAGCACACAGAUGCAGAACCCAUGUUCCCAGACCAUCACAAAAGAGAGCUAUGGUGACUACUGGUGCUCCAAGCUGACCGAAGCAAAUGGAGUUUUUGCCAAAUGUCAUUCUGCUGUUUCACCUGAACCCUACAUGCAGCGCUGUAAACACAUGGUGUGUGAAGGAGAGAAGAGCGAGGACUCCAUGUGUGCGUCCGUGUCAUCCUACAUCCUGGCCUGCUCCCAGGCAGGAGUCCACAUCAAGGAAUGGAGGGACACCAUUUGUGCUAAAUUCACAGAGUGCCCAAUGGGAACUUCAUACAGCUACAACAUGACGAGCUGCCAUCGUUCCUGCCGCUCCCUGAGCCAGUUCGACUACACCUGCCAGAGGAACCUCCCGGUGCUGGAUGGCUGUGGCUGUAUGGAGGGCACCUACAUGAACCCACAGGGCCAGUGUGUGCAAAGCUCCGAAUGCCCCUGCUAUGAUAAAGACGAUAUCAUCUCGCCCGGACAGAGCAUCAACAAGGACGGCAACACCUGUGUCUGCAGAGAUGGAGUUCUAAGCUGCAUAGGAGGGAACGAGCAAGAUAAUUCCUCCAAGUGCGCCUCUCCAAUGGUGUACUUCGAUUGCUCCACUGCUCCAGCCGGGUCCUCAGGUGUGGAGUGCCAGAAGAGUUGUGGCACGUUGGACAUGGCUUGCUUAAGCUCGGGCUGCACCUCUGGCUGCAUGUGUCCGGAGGGCCUGGUGUCAGACGGGGCGGGGGACUGUAUUGAGGAGAGCAAAUGUCCCUGUCUGCACAACGGGAAGGUGUACCAGUCAGGAGAGACCCUCAAAGUGGAUUGCAACACCUGUUACUGCUCAAACCGAAAGUUCUCCUGCACCUCAAACGUCUGCGAUGCUGUCUGUAGCGUUUAUGGAGACGGGCACUACACCACUUUUGAUGACAAGAGAUAUGACUUCAAUGGUCAAUGCCAGUACACACUGCUGCAGGACUACUGUGGUGGCUCCAACGGCACUUUCAGAAUCAUCUCUGAGAACAUGCCAUGUGGGACAACUGGCACCACCUGCUUCCGAGUCAUCAAGAUCUACCUGGGGGAGGCAGAGUACCAGUUCCGUGAGGAGAAAUUCCAUGUGGUGAAGAGCAGUAGCAAGUUCGGCCCACCUCAAAUGCAGAAGAUGGGAUUGUACCUGGUGGUGACCCUCAAGCUUGGCAUGGUUGUCAUGUGGGACAUGGGGACCACCUUCUUCAUUAAACUCCAUCCAGUUUUUCAGGGCAGUGUGUGUGGUUUAUGUGGGAAUUAUGAUGGUAAGAGCGCAAACGAUUACACCACACGCUCUCUAGAGCUUGUGAAUGAUGUACUGGAGUUUGGGAACAGCUGGAAGGUUUCGACAACCUGCCCCAAUGCUCAGCUUGUCCAAGACCCCUGCCUCACUCACCCCUACCGCUUGGCCUGGGCACAGAAACAGUGCAGCAUCAUCAACAGCAUCACGUUCCAGAGCUGCCACUCACAGGUGGACCCAGGCCCAUACUUUGACUCAUGUGUCAGAGACUCUUGUGCCUGCGACACUGGUGGAGAUUGCGAAUGUUUGUGCACUGCUGUGGCUGUUUAUGCCAGAGUGUGUAACGAAGCUGGUGUGUGUGUCAGAUGGAGAACGCCAAAGCUGUGUCCUGUUUUCUGUGAUUACUACAAUGCCCCUGAAGGCUGUGAGUGGCAUUACAAACCCUGUGGAGCAGACUGCAUGAAGACCUGUAGAAACCCAUCAGGGAACUGCUCCAGUCUUAUCACUGCAAUCGAAGGCUGUUAUCCACAAUGCCCACCAAGUGAACCAUUCUUUGAUGAAGACAGCAUGAAAUGCGUCACCAGGGAGAAAUGUGGCUGUUUCGACGAUAAUGACAAUCAUUACACUGUUGGAGAAUCUGUUCCUUCAUCCAACUGUUACACUUGUACUUGCACAGAUUCAGGAAUCAAGUGCAGCUACAAUUCAAGUUCUUGCAAAUGCUUCAUAAGUGGGAAGAUCUACAAUUAUGGAGAAAUUGUAUACAACACCACAGAUGGACUUGGAAACUGCAUCACAGCCGAAUGUGGAGAGGAUGGGACAAUACAAAGAAAACUGUAUCCUUGCACUACCACAACCACAGCUGUUCCUACAACAUUUGUUUUUACGACAACAGUGCCAGCAACGACUGAGACAGCAACAUCCACAACUACUGUGGUAGGAAACAAAUACUACUGUUCCAGUGAACACGACAACUCAAUCAACUACAGGAACAACAGCAUCUACAACUACUGUUCCAGUGAACACUACAACUCAGUCAACUACAGCAACAACAACGUCUACAACUACUGUUCCAGUGAACACAACAACUCAAUCAACUACAGGAACAACAGCAUCUACAACUACUGUUCCAGUGAACACUACAACUCAGUCAACUACAGCAACAACAACAUCCACAACCACUGUUCCAGUGAACACAACAACUCAAUCAACUACAGGAACAACAGCAUCUACAACUACUGCUUCAGUGAACACAACAACUCAAUCAACUACAGGAACAACAACAUCUACAUCCACUGUUCCUGUGAAGACAACAACUCAGUCAACUACAGCAACAACAACAUCUACAACCACUGUUCCAGUGAACACAACAACUCAAUCAACUACAGCAACAACAACGUCUACAACUACUGUUCCAGUGAACACAACAACUCAAUCAACUACAGCAACAACAACAUCUACAACUACUGUUCCAGUGAACACAACAACUCAAUCAACUACAGUAACAACAACGUCUACAACUACUGUUCCAGUGAACACAACAACUCAAUCAACUACAGCAACAACAACGUCUACAACUACUGUUCCAGUGAACACAACAACUCAAUCAACUACAGGAACAACAACGUCUACAACCACUGUUCCAGUGAACACAACAACUCAGUCAACUACAGCAACAACAACAUCUACAACCACUGUUCCAGUGAACACAACAACUCAAUCAACUACAGCCAAACAACAACGAACAACAACAUCUACAACUACUGUUCCAGUGAACACAACAACUCAAUCAACUACAGGAACAACAACGUCUACAACUACUGUUCCAGUGAACACAACAACUCAAUCAACUACAGCAACAACAACGUCUACAACUACUGUUCCAGUGAAACACUAACAACUCAGUCAACUACAGCAAACAACAACGUCUACAACCACUGUUCCAGUGAACACAACAACUCAAUCAACUACAGCAACAACAACGUCUACAACUGCUGCGGUAAAAACAAAUACUACUGUUCCAGUGAACACAACAACUCAAUCAACUACAGUAACAACAACGUCUACAACUACUGUUCCAGUGAACACAACAACUCAAUCAACUACAGCAACAACAACGUCUACAACUACUGUUCCAGUGAACACUACAACUCAGUCAACUACAGCAACAACAACGUCUACAACUACUGUUCCAGUGAACACUACAACUCAGUCAACUACAGCAACAACAACGUCUACAACCACUGUUCCAGUGAACACAACAACUCAAUCAACUACAGCAACAACAACGUCUACAACUGCUGCGUGAACACUAACAACUCAGUCAACUACAGUAACAACAACGUCUACAACUACUGUUCCAGUGAACACAACAACUCAGUCAACUACAGCAACAACAACGUCUACAACCACUGUUCCAGUGAACACAACAACUCAAUCAACUACAGUAACAACGUCUACAACUACUGUUCCAGUGAACACAACAACUCAAUCAACUACAGCAACAACAACGUCUACAACUACUGUUCCAGUGAACACUACAACUCAGUCAACUACAGCAACAACAACGUCUACAACCACUGUUCCAGUGAACACAACAACUCAAUCAACUACAGCAACAACAACGUCUACAACUACUGUUCCAGUGAACACAACAACUCAAACAACUACAGGAACAACAGCAUCUACAACUACUGUUCCAGUGAACACAACAACUCAAUCAACUACAGGAACAACAACGUCUACAACUACUGUUCCAGUGAACACAACAACUCAAUCAACUACAGGAACAACAACGUCUACAACUACUGUGGUACAAACAAAUACUACUGUUCCAGUGAACACAACAACUCAGUCAACUACAGUAACAACAACGUCUACAAACAAAUACUACUGUUCCAUGAACACAACAACUCAAUCAACUACAGGAACAACAACGUCUACAACUGCUGCGGUACAAACAAACACUACUGUUCCAGUGAACACAACAACUCAAUCAACUACAGCAACAACAUCUACAACUGCUGCGGUACAAACAAAUACUACUGUUCCAGUGAACACAACAACUCAAUCAACUACAGUAACAACAACGUCUACAACUACUGUUCCGGUGAACACAACAACUCAAUCAACUACAGGAACAACAACGUCUACAACUACUGUUCCAGUGAACACUACAACUCAGUCAACUACAGCAACAACAACGUCUACAACCACUGUUCCAGUGAACACAACAACUCAAUCAACUCACAACAACAACACAGGACAAACAACAACGUCUACAACUACUGUUCCAGUGAACACAACAACUCAAUCAACUACAGGAACAACAACGUCUACAACUACUGUUCCAUCAUCAACUACAGUAACAACAACGUCUACAACUACUGUUCCAGUGAACACAACAACUCAAUCAACUACAGCAACAACAACGUCUACAACUACUGUUCCAGUGAACACAACAACUCAAUCAACUACAGGAACAACAACGUCUACAACCACUGUUCCAGUGAACACAACAACUCAAUCAACUACAGCAACAACAACAUCUACAACUGCUGCGGUACAAACAAAUACUACUGUUCCAGUGAACACAACAACUCAAUCAACUACAGUCAACAACAACGUCUACAACUACUGUUCCAGUGA
Molecule: messenger RNA, 5436 nt
Organism: Boleophthalmus pectinirostris (great blue-spotted mudskipper)
Lineage: Eukaryota; Metazoa; Chordata; Actinopteri; Gobiiformes; Gobiidae
Product: probable cyclin-dependent serine/threonine-protein kinase DDB_G0292550
Exons: 24
Coding region: 1-5436 (1811 amino acids)
Cellular component (GO): extracellular matrix
Molecular function (GO): protein binding
Source: RefSeq, a predicted model, not a curated record